AUGAGUACAUCGACUUCUGUUCCAAAAGUCUAUCAAAACGCGAAUCCUUUACUUUAUACAUUUCGUGAUGAUAAUACCGGAAUUCAACCAUAUUUUAUCUUCCCACUUCAAUUCCUUUUCUUCGAUUUAUCAUUACGUUUUUGGGAUCGAAUAGCAUAUGGAACAUGGUAUUUACCAGGUGAAUUAAUUCAAAUCGAACUUGCUGGUUACGAAUCCAUACGAAAACAAGAUUAUAUAACUUAUACUUAUCUUUGGUUAACUUCACAUAUCAAUGUUAUCUACGUUAUGGUACCGUUUAAAGGUCUUUUCUCUCGGAAAAAGCCUUCACCUAGAAAAUUAUUAAAUAUUAAACUUCACGAAAAAGCGAAAGAAGUAACUUUUGAUAUUUUCGAUAUUGUUUUCCAUUGUGUACCUUUGAUUGCUCAUACAAUUUGGUAUUGUAUUAUUCAAUCGAAUUGUGGUUCGGGAGCAAAUUCAUCAACAUGGAAUUGUUAUAAUCUCUUUGGUUAUCGAAUAUAUAAUUAUAUCUUCGAUUCCUACACAGAUUUUGCUUAUUCAUUCAUAUCCAAAUUGUAUUAUUAUCGUGAAUAUGGAUAUGCACUUCAUAUUAUUAAUCAGAGAAAAGGAACAUUCAGAAGAAUUGUAUCGAAAACGAUCUUUUGGAUUGCUUUCGCUCUAUCUGCAAUUACGUUCAUCUUCAUUAGUGCAAUAAUUCUUCCGUAUUUGUUUACAAAUGUCAUUCCAAUGAUAGUCAUUUACGCGUUCAUUUCAAUGAUUUAUGCAUAUGUAGUGACAGUUGUCAAUCUCAUCUUGUAUUAUUAUACUGCAAUAACAGGAAGAAUAUUCGAUUUGAAAGGUGAAGAGAUCAGUUGGAUAAAAACGCAAAUAAAAAAACUUCGUCAUAAUCGACGAUUGGUAGUUUCGUUCGGAAUAAGAUUAUUUCCGUAUAUAAUGGCGAUAAUGUUCAAUUUAUCACAAUAUAUUUAUUACGGAGAAAGUUUUUGGACAGCGCUUACAAGAGAAGCGGAUGCCAGAGAACCAGCGGAUUAUUUUCAAAGGAUGUCGCAAGCACCACAAAUUCUCCAUACAAUUCUAAGUACAAUUUAA
Adineta ricciae is the source of this 1107-nucleotide messenger RNA. The record is from the annotation of a GenBank genome assembly. Lineage: Eukaryota; Metazoa; Rotifera; Eurotatoria; Adinetida; Adinetidae.